This is a messenger RNA of Morone saxatilis (striped sea-bass), 1056 nucleotides long. RefSeq names its product outer mitochondrial membrane lipid metabolism regulator OPA3 (gene opa3). Lineage: Eukaryota; Metazoa; Chordata; Actinopteri; Moronidae. Gene Ontology annotation, biological process: regulation of lipid metabolic process. Gene Ontology annotation, cellular component: mitochondrion. The record is from RefSeq and is a predicted model, not a curated record.
AACGUCCCCCCCGCCCUACGCUGGUGAAGCGUUUCCGCCAAGAUGGUUGUCGGUGCUUUCCCUAUCGCCAAGCUCCUCUACCUCGGAGUGAGGCAGAUGAGCAAGCCUGUGGCGAACCGAAUAAAAGCGGGAGCCCGGAGAAGCGACUUCUUCAAGACUUACAUCUGUCUGCCGCCGGCACAGCUUUACCACUGGAUUGAGAUGAGAACGAAGAUGCGGAUCAUGGGCUUUCGGGGCUCCACCAUUAAGCCGCUGAACGAGGAGGCGGCUGCGGAGCUGGGCGCAGAGUUGUUGGGAGAGGCUGUCGUCUUCCUCGUGGGUGGCGGAUGUAUGGUACUGGAGUACAGCAGACAGGCCGCGAACUCGCGCCGCAAAGAAGAGGAGCUGAGCGACACCAUCACAAGCCUACAGACUCAGCUAGCAGAACUUGCACUAACCACAGAGACUCUAGAUGCUCAGCUGAGAGAGGUCAACAGGCAACUGGUGUCCUUUCCUCUUCCCACCAAAAAGUGAUGAGAUUAGGUCUUUGCUAUACGACGUGGCCCUGUUUGUUGGUCUGUGUGUGAAAGUACAAGAUAGUACUGCCAUGUGUACAGCCUGAUAAUGACCCUGCUUUAGUCCACCCUGUCCAGUAAAUUGGGGGGGAAGAGGUGGACAUGAGCAUAUCAGUGCGCUGUGGCUUUGGCUACUAUCAUUAUCUCAUGUUUUGAGCAACUAGCUGCGAAGGGGGAUUGCUAUGAUAUUCAUAGUGUAUGUCUAUGGUUGGCCUUGCAUGUUCAUCAUAAAGUUGACUGUAUAUAAAAAUUGGCCGGAAAAGGCAAUGGUGACUGUAAAGUUAAUAUAUUUUAUAACAACUCCAGAAUAUUGCUUUAUCUUUUCAUUUCAGUGAUCGUCAUGGAGCUUAAUCAUUUAGGAAAUGCUGAUUUUCAUGCUCUUCUGGCUUCAUUAAAUGCAAGUGCCAGUCAUAAAUGAGAAACAUUUUGUGUAUUUGAUUGAAGGCCAAAAGCGGACAACAAAAACAAAAACGUGGGUCACAUCAAUGGGUUAUUUGUGUGU